Prorocentrum cordatum is the source of this 1093-nucleotide messenger RNA. NCBI's taxonomy places the organism in Eukaryota, Dinophyceae, Prorocentrales, Prorocentraceae. The record is from the annotation of a GenBank genome assembly.
CGCCAGGCGCGCCUGCGCCGCCACCGGCCCCGCCCAGGGCCCCGGCGAAGCCGGGGGCGACGGGGCCGAGCGGAGGCAGCAAGUCCAGCGAAGCCCAGGAGGCACUGCUGGUGGCCCAGGACGACUUCAACUGCGAGUCGGGGCCGUGGCCCGAGAACAAGAAGACCUGGUGCUGCGACCACAAGCAGAAGGGCUGCGAGGUGCGGCCGCUGCAGAUCCCCGGGCCGCCCGCCGAUCCCCCGCCGCCGCUGGGCGAGGACGACGGCGCGCCUUUGCCCCCGCCAGCGGACGGCGAGGCGCCCCCAGCUCAGGCGGACGACGAGGCGCCCCCGCCGCCAGCGGACGGCGAGGCGCCCCCACCGCCAGCAGACGACGAGGCGCCCCCACCGCCAGCGGACGGCGAGGCGCCCCCGCCGUCAGCGGACGGCGAGGCGCCCACACCGCCAGCUGACGGCGAGGCGCCCCCACCGCCAGCAGACGGCGAGGCGCCGCCACCGCCGGCAGACGACGAGGCGCCGCCGCCGGUAGAGGGCGACAAGGCGCCGCCACCGCCUGCAGACGACGGCGAGGCGCCCCCACCGCCAGCAGACGGCGAGGCGCCGCCACCGCCGGCAGACGGCGAGGCGCCGCCGCUGGUAGAGGGCGACAAGGCGCCGCCACCGCCGGCAGACGGCGAGGCGCCGCCGCCGGUUGAGGGCGACGAGACCUUUUGAGGAGCCAUGUGUGCGCAUGCGUGUUUUCGUACACGUCUGUCUGUAAUGCGGGCGCCGUGGCGCGUACAGCCGAAAUGUGCUGCAUGCGUGUUCUGAAUUCGGGACGGAGUAGUGUGGCGGGGAGCGCACGCGCUUUCUCGACCACGGCGGCACAGCCGGGCCGCUCCUGUCUAUGUUACGUGGCCCCUCCUUGCCCUGCAAAGCGGAAUGCCAACCACGCGCCGGCAACAAAUUUGGCCAGGCCCGUCCUCUUCGUCUCAUCCUCAUUCCCUCCCUCUUCCCCCUGACCUGGCUCGUCAUGCAGGAUGACGGUGAAGAACUGCCUGGGGGCGGGCAAUCACGCAGCAGCGUCGUGGGCGAUGUGGGCGUGCUUGUGGGUG